UGUCUAGCCGCCGCAGCGACCGAGGAGGUCUGUCGUGGUGACAAACGCGGGACGAAACUGCUUCCCAACGUAAUUGUAUGACUUUAGCACAAGUAAGAGGCGACAGCACAAGGAGUCGAAGGCACCCUUCUUCUAAUCCCUCUUGUGGAAUGUAAACGCGCGGGAGCCUACAGGAUCGCUGGAACGCCUGAUUGUGAACGCGUCAUUGUGUUGCAAUUCCCCGUGCCGGGUUGGAGUGAAGACUGCGUCGCUAAAUGGAUGUGAACGUGUGUAGAGAAUACUAAUGACCAGUGGUGCGUCCUGCAGAGGCGCACCGCGUCCCCCGCUGUUGCUGAGGGCCACGCAGGGAGUAACAUCCUCGACUCAAAGCGGAUCGCAGUUAUUUCUCAGUCAAGUGAGAUCGGUGGCUGAAUUCACUGAAUAGCAGUCAAAUAUGGGCAACAGCUUCUCCAACGUUUCUGCCUUCCAGUCCCUCCACAUCGUCAUGCUCGGUCUGGACUCUGCAGGGAAGACCACGGUACUCUACAGACUCAAAUUCAACGAAUUCGUCAACACUGUCCCCACGAUUGGCUUCAACACAGAGAAGAUCAGACUGAGUAAUGGCACAGCCAAGGGCAUCAGCUGUCACUUUUGGGACGUGGGGGGUCAGGAGAAGCUGCGCCCCCUGUGGAAGUCGUACAGUCGCUGUACUGAUGGCAUCAUCUAUGUGGUGGACUCUGUGGAUGUGGACCGGCUCGAAGAGGCCAAGACAGAACUGCACAAAGUCACCAAAUUUGCAGAGAACCAAGGGACACCACUCCUGGUCAUUGCCAACAAGCAGGAUCUGCCCAAAUCUCUGCCAGUGGCAGAUAUAGAGAAACAGCUGGCCCUGCAGGAGCUCACGCCGACGACCAGCUACCACAUCCAGCCUGCCUGCGCCAUCAUUGGUGAGGGACUUCACGAGGGAAUGGACAGAUUGUAUGAGAUGAUUGUGAAGCGACGGAAGUUGUUGAAACAGAAAAAGAAACGGUGAUGGGUAUCUGCUGUCAUGUCAGGCUGCUGUGAUCAUCCUGCUGAAGAUUUAUCAAUAACACACAACCUAAUACCGAUAAAAUCCAUUAACAGGCGGGCCUGUUUUUUCUGCUGCUUUUCAUUUCACAUGUAAAAUGCCCCCCACCCUGCCUCUGGCACAACAGACCUCACAAUUGUUCAUGGAUGUCAUGUCACUGUUGUUUGUUGGAUCGUUGACAUAGCCUUUGACUCAGAGGGUGGCUGAGAGUAGCAGCUCUCCCACUGUGCACUUUUUUUAGAUCCUAACGGAUGCUAAUCACUGUAAGAUAGGAGGUGGUUUAUGUACUUAAUGUCAAAAUUGAAGUAUUUUUUGAAUAUUAAAGGUAUAAACUGUUUUUGACUGUUAUUUUAUUUUUGUCGCACCAUUCAGCACAGCAAAUAAACUCCAAAAUCAGUAUACCCACAACUGUCAAGGAGGUUUUGUGGGCAGGGAUGUAGCAUGUUCAAGUUUUUCACCAUAAUAAUACUUGAAUGCCAAAUGUGUUUUCAGGAGUAUGCAACACAACCGCACAAAUACCAUUUGUUGUUCAGUUCUGAGAAGUUGCUUCGUCUCACCAUGUGCCCGUGUUGUUAAAAAUACCACUCGAAGAGUGAUCACUGAAACAAGCAAAUUGAAAGCUAGCGGCUUUUAUUUAUGCUCACUGAGCCAACUAAAGAUGGAUACUUAAAGCCUAAAUUU
This is a messenger RNA of Synchiropus splendidus (mandarinfish), 1729 nucleotides long. Its product is annotated as ADP-ribosylation factor-like protein 4C. Gene Ontology annotation, biological process: endocytic recycling; intracellular protein transport. The transcript has a single exon. Lineage: Eukaryota; Metazoa; Chordata; Actinopteri; Syngnathiformes; Callionymidae. The coding region runs from base 434 to 1012 and encodes 192 amino acids. Gene Ontology annotation, molecular function: GTP binding; GTPase activity. The record is from RefSeq and is a predicted model, not a curated record. Gene Ontology annotation, cellular component: cytoplasm.